This is a messenger RNA of Daphnia carinata, 727 nucleotides long. Its product is annotated as troponin C-like. The transcript has 6 exons. The record is from RefSeq and is a predicted model, not a curated record. Gene Ontology annotation, cellular component: myosin II complex. The coding region runs from base 135 to 584 and encodes 149 amino acids. NCBI's taxonomy places the organism in Eukaryota, Metazoa, Arthropoda, Branchiopoda, Diplostraca, Daphniidae. Gene Ontology annotation, molecular function: calcium ion binding.
GGUCCGUAGCAAUAACUAAACUCGAGGCACCUUGCUUUUCGACCUACAUCGCGCGUUGCUGGUUCAGUCUUCGAGACAACGUCGAUCAACUUCCAUCUCGUUAAACCAGUUCUCGUUCAUUGCUAAACUUCACAAUGGACGGUGACGAUGAAAAGACUCAAAUGCUUAAGAAGGCUUUUGCGAUGUUCGAUCAUAGAAAAACUGGAUUCAUCGAGACAAAUCAAGUUGCAGCUAUUUUGAACACUAUGGGCCAACAGUUCGACAGCAGCGAGUUGGCGAUCACAAUUGAAGAAGCUGAUAAAAACAAAACCGGUAAGCUGUCGUUUGAAGCUUUCUACUCGAUCGCUGCAAACUUCUUGGAAGAUGAAGAUGACGAGGCCAUGCAGAACGAGCUUAAAGAAGCUUUCCGUCUCUACGACAAAGAAGGUAACGGUUAUAUCACAACAGCUGUGCUGCGAGAAAUUUUAGCCGCCCUGGACGACAAACUGACUCCAGAAGAUUUGGAUGGUAUCAUCGAAGAAAUCGAUGAAGACGGUUCAGGAACUAUUGAUUUUGAUGAAUUCAUGGAGAUGAUGACUGGAUAAACCCUUCGUUCCAGCAUCCAAAUCUUCUCUCUGCUAUAUAGAUAUGAGCGCUGUAUCUGUCUUUCCUGUUCAUUUUGAAACUCAUCUUUGCCUUAUAAUCAACUGACGAUUCCCAGUAAAUAGAGCUGUCUUUUUACCCCAAA